AUGAAGACGACAGAUAUUAUUGUGCUCGUUGUCGUUUUAAUUAUCACUGUUGGAUAUUUUGCAUACAACUUCUUUUCCAGUCGGACCAAGAACGUCGAACAUGAAGCAGUUUCAUCCAACAAUGGAAUUGCUGAUAAAAUGGAAGAGGAAAAUUUGAAUGCUUUGGUACUUUUUGGUUCCCAAACUGGUACCGCCGAAGAUUUCGCUUACCGUUUUUCUACAGAAGCCAAGUCCAAGUAUAAGUUUGCCAACUCUACCGAAGACUUGGAGAACCUUGACUUUACUGACCUGGAUAAGCUUAAUACUUCUAAACUUUUGAUAUUCUUCUUAGCUACCUAUGGUGAAGGUGAACCAACUGACAAUGCAGAAAAUUUCUUGGAACUGAUUGAAAGCGAAGACACGAUUUUCUCUAGUGGAAAGGGGGCGGAAGAUCGGCCCUUAGCAAACCUCCGUUAUGUUAUUUUUGGUUUAGGAAAUCACACAUACGAACAUUACAAUGCCAUGGCUAAGCGAGUUGAUUCUGCUUUGAACGCUUUAGGAGCCCAAUGUAUUGGACCCGUAGGUUUGGGUGACGAUGCCGCCGGUUUAUUAGAAGAGGACUAUUUGCAAUGGAAAGACGAAGUUUUCCCCGAAAUUGCCAAAGUAUACCAACUUCAAGAAGUACAUGAAGAAUAUAAACCCAUGUACAAUGUCAUCGAAAAGCCUGAUAUAUUCGCCGAAAGCCCAACGGUUUUCCUUGGUGAGUCUAGUCGCCAGCAGCUCAAGGGAAUAGUUUCACAAGCACCUAAUUCCCCAGCAAAUCCUUUUCAUUCCACUCCUGUUAAUUCUCGUGAGUUAUUCAGAAACGAUACCCGUAAUUGCCUCCAUAUGGAAUUGGAUAUCGCUGGUUCAAACAUGAAAUAUCAAACAGGUGAUUACGUUUCAAUUUGUCCUAUGAACCCAUCUCAAGCUGUGGAUGACCUUUUGGACAUUCUUGGUUUGAAAGAUAAAAGGAACAUGGUGGUCAUUGUGAAACCUUUCAAUCCUAUGGAUAAGUUACCUAUUUUAAGCCCUACUACUUAUGAUAGCGUAUUUCGCUAUUAUUUUGAAAUUUGUGGUAUCGUUUCCCGCCAAUUGAUCUUUUUAAUUGCUCCUUUUGCUCCCACAGAGGAAGCCAAGAAGGAACUGACUAAGCUUGGAAGCGACAAGGACUCCUUCAAAGCAAAUGUUGCUGACAUGCAUUUAAACUUAGCACAAGUACUUCGUCGCGUAUCUUUUGGUGUCCCUUAUACCAAAGUUCCAAUCUCUUUGCUUUUGGAAAACCUCGGUCAUUUAAAACCCAGGUAUUAUUCCAUUUCAUCGAGUAAUUUGGCUCACCCUGAUAAGGUCCAUGUAACAGCCGUGGUUGACAAAAAAGAAUGGGUUGAUCAGAAUCAUAUUUUUUAUGGUUUGACUACGAAUUAUCUACUUGCGCAUUGUCGUCAUCAACAUGGAGAACCAGCUCCUCACCCUAAUGGGUUGCAAUACUCCUUGGAAGGUCCUCGGCAAAGAUUGUCUGGUAGGAUUCCGAUGUUUAUCAAGAGGUCUACAUUUCAUUUAGCACCUCCUGAAGUCCCUAUCAUCAUGGUAGGACCAGGCACAGGUAUUGCUCCCUUCCGUGGUUUUGUCAUGGAACGUGCGCAUUUGGCUGCUCAGGGCGUGCAGGUUGCCAAAACAGUUUUGUUUUAUGGGUGUCGAAGAUCGGAUACAGACUUCUUGUACAAAGAAGAAUGGGACACAUAUGCAAAAUCAUUGAAAGACUCAUUUGAAUUACACACUGCAUUUUCCCGUGAACGAGACCAGAAGGUGUAUGUCCAGCAUCUACUUCUUCAACAAUCUUCGCUUGUUAAUGAAUUAAUAGCCGCUGGUGCCUGGUUUUACAUUUGUGGUGAUGCCGAACAUAUGGCUAAGGACGUUACCAGUGCUCUAGCUACGAUACUUACCACUGUGAAAGAGGACGGCGCUAAGCGCAUCAAAAGUCUUCGUGAUGAAAAUCGGUUUUUCGAAGACACUUGGUAA
This is a messenger RNA of Schizosaccharomyces osmophilus, 2037 nucleotides long. It is a transcript of the gene ccr1, whose product is annotated as NADPH-cytochrome p450 reductase. The transcript has a single exon. The record is from RefSeq and is a predicted model, not a curated record. Gene Ontology annotation, molecular function: flavin adenine dinucleotide binding; NADPH-hemoprotein reductase activity; FMN binding. NCBI's taxonomy places the organism in Eukaryota, Fungi, Ascomycota, Schizosaccharomycetes, Schizosaccharomycetales, Schizosaccharomycetaceae. The coding region runs from base 1 to 2037 and encodes 678 amino acids. Gene Ontology annotation, cellular component: cytosol.